AAGUGUCAGCCCCUCCAAGAUUCUAUCCUUCCCUUUUGCCUUCUUAGUCCCUUGCCUCCAUUUACAAUCUUCCCUCACCAACAACAAACUAGUUCCAUCUGAGUUAAAACAUGUUGAAACAAGAGAGUAACUGGGCACAAACCUGUGACACAUGCCGAUCAGCCGCAUGCACUGUCUACUGCCGAGCUGAUUCUGCCUACUUAUGCACAAACUGUGAUGCUCAAGUUCAUGCAGCCAAUCGGCUCGCUUCCCGCCACGAACGUGUUAGAGUCUGUCAAUCAUGUGAGCGAGCCCCGGCUGCCUUCUUCUGCAAGGCAGAUGCUGCUUCUCUAUGCACAGCCUGUGAUUCACAGAUUCAUUCCGCAAACCCACUUGCUAGACGCCACCAACGUGUUCCGAUUCUGCCAAUCUCUGGUUCCAUGGUCACUAACCAUUCGAGUGAGACGACAGAGACAGAGGACAUAGUGGUGGUGGGACAAGAAGAAGAAGAUGAAGCAGAAGCGGCUUCUUGGUUGUUGCAUAGUUCAGUUAAAAACAGUGGUGACAACAACAACAACAACAACAACAGUGAGAAUAGGUUCUCGGUUGGUGACGAGUAUGUGGACCUUGUCGAUUACAAUAAGUAUCAACAAGACUACAACGUACCUCAGAGGAGCUAUGUGGCAGAUGGGGUUGUUCCACUUCAAGUUGGAGUAUUAAAGAGUCACAUGCACCACGAGGAACACAACUUUCAGUUUGGUUUCACUAAUGUCUCCUCAGAAGCUUCCCCAAUUCAUAUGGUUAGUCUUGUGCCAGAGUCAACACUGAGUGAGACAACAGUAUCACACCCAAGAUCGCCCAAAGUGGCAACGGAGGAGCUACAUGACGCUCCAGUUCAGAUGCUGAGUCCAGUAGAGAGAAAGGCUAGGGUCAUGAGGUAUAGAGAGAAGAAGAAGACAAGGAAGUUUGAGAAGAGGAUAAGGUAUGCUUCAAGGAAAGAGUAUGCAGAGAAAAGACCAAGGAUCAAAGGCCGGUUUGCAAAGAGGAAUGAAGUUGAUGCAGAGGAGGCAGACAAAGCUUUCUCCUCAAUGGUCAUGUUUGACACAGGAUAUGGAAUUGUUCCUUCAUUCUGAUAAUACUCCUAUGGUUCAACUAGAUUCCAUGCUUGUAAAUGCAUUACUGGAAGUUAUGACCACUGUAAUGCAUAUAGGUCUCUAUUUUUGUCUAACUAGUACCAAUUAAUUAGAUAUAUUUAUAUUUUGCUGUUGUAUUUAAAACAGAAUUUUCACACA
Messenger RNA from Brassica napus (rape), 1271 nucleotides. RefSeq names its product zinc finger protein CONSTANS-LIKE 1. The record is from RefSeq and is a predicted model, not a curated record. Gene Ontology annotation, biological process: regulation of flower development. The transcript has a single exon. Gene Ontology annotation, molecular function: protein binding; zinc ion binding. Bases 111 to 1112 code for a protein of 333 amino acids. Gene Ontology annotation, cellular component: nucleus. Lineage: Eukaryota; Viridiplantae; Streptophyta; Magnoliopsida; Brassicales; Brassicaceae.